This is a messenger RNA of Amoebophrya sp. A120, 6852 nucleotides long. The record is from the annotation of a GenBank genome assembly. Lineage: Eukaryota; Dinophyceae; Syndiniales; Amoebophryaceae.
GAGUCGCUUGUCGCUUUGUUUUCUCCGCAAAAGGAACGACAACGAGAGUCGGCUCCUUGUCCUAAAAUAACGAAGAUAAAAGCCGGAAAAUAAGAUUCCAGCAUGAAGGACGCCCGUGCUUUUCGAUGCUCCUCUGGUUCUGCCCUACGGGGGGUCAUUCCCUCCCCAAGCAGCUUGUUUCUGCUAGCCGCAGCGUCUAGUCGUCUCCCAGCAACCGCCACUGCAGCUGACGCAACGGCAGAAGAUGCUUCCCGGCAAACUACUUUCCAAAAAGGCGCGGGCGGCGGAGGUCGUGGCGCAAGUACCAGUUCGUCUCAAGCAGGAGCGGGCCAGCAGCAAGACAGGGUCGUCACCCCCUCCAAGGGCGGAACUACUGGAGCCGGCCGCGGAGGAAACACCGGUCAAUCUACCGAAUCUUCGUCUUCCCUGGGUGCUACCCGCGUUCUACCGGCGCAACAAGGCCCUCGCGUAAACAGCAACCAGCAACAGCAAGAACUCCAAGCGGAAGAAAUAAACGUUCGUCCCUCGUCGAGCAGUGGUCUCACCACCGCACAAAAAGAACAACUCCUGCCCGACGACAUUGAUAGCCCAACCCUGCUAGAGCAGGACUUCGAGCCCGAUAAGGUCCGGAAACCCCUCGACCAAGAUCAAGAAUUGUCAUACCAUAAUACCCCUUUACGGAAAUCCGGGGGCUGCCGGGGGAUGUACAUCUGUACGGAGAUUCUCUCACUGCAGGCGCUGAUGAAUCCCCAAGCGCUGUACUUGAUGAUUGAUCCGCUGGAGAAGACCCCGGGGAUGGUGGUUGGCAUGAGCUACUCACAUCUCUACCACGCGGGACUAGGCGAGGCUUCCGGUGUCCAAACCCAGGCAUUUUCUCUCGAUCUCUGGAUCCCGCCGGAAUACAAAGAUUUGGACCAGAGAACCGCUUACACAGAUGAGGAGAAGCCGGAAUCUUCGAUAAAGCGGGAUAACUCUAAUACUGCGGGUGGUUCUAGUAUGGAUGUGUCAGGAUCGAAAUCGACAAAAUCGAAAAAUUUGUGAUGCAUAAAAUGUAGGACACCAAAGGCCUGUAUUGGGGGGCAGGCAAAUGAGACCGAUUGUAAGCCUGUUUAGGGGUAUACAAUGUGCUGCCCGAGCAGCAUGACAGGAGGAGUCUUCUUUGUCCAAACAGCAUGACAGACUGGAUUUGGGUGCUUCCCAAAUUUGUCAUGCGCCACUUGGAAUUGAGGCUCCAACUGACAUCGAUUUUGUGCAUCACAAGUUUUUCGAUUUUGCCAAUUUCGAUUCUGACACUUCCAUAUCUAGUACUGCUGGCACGACGAGAAGGAAGAACGAGAAGUACGAAUUUCUCCGGAAUAUGAACUGCAAAAGUAUACGUACUCGUAUAAAUGCAUCACAAAUUUUCUUUUUCUCAGCAUAAGAAAUAAUUUAUAAUGCGGAUUUACCUAUAACGAAAAGAUUUGCUGUGCACGAUUGCAAUACGAGUACGAUACUUUUGCACAGCAUACGGGAAAGCAGACUGUUAUCUCGCCGGUCCGUGGAAUACAUGUAUCCAACGGAAGACGGCACGGUCGGCGAAAUUUUCUGCGGGGGCAUGGAGGGGGAGAGGUUGACAGUCCGAACUUCUUUGUUUUUCCCGAUCGACCCGCACGAUAACGAGUACCGCCCGCAGUUGUCGCUCGAUCGGAUGAACUGCUAUAAGGAGGAGUUUUACAAGCAAAAGUACAUGUGCAACGCGGCCCAGUACAGCUGUAGAACCGGGCUAGGGGAGGAGUUCGUCGUUCGCGGGUUGGAGAGCUUUGCGUCCUCGCCGUAUUAUACGCAGAGCAGCGGGAAGAUAUUAGCCGAAACUGCUCCAGGCAGCAGUGCCUCGUCCGGACGAGCAGGUGGAGCAGCAGUUGUAGAGGACCAUAGUGGGUCGACCACACUUCUACAAGACGCCGUCGAGGGUUACUAUGAGGAGAGCGCCGCGUUUUCAGAAAAAUAUGGUUUUUCGGACACCUACGGCUUGGCGCCGGAGCUCGACGCGCAGGACAGUGGGCACCUUCCGCACUUGUUCCGCGGGGACAUUGCCACAGCCAUGAAACUGAACAAGAAUUUCAACGCCAGUAUGAUUUCAAAUUCAUUUUCACCUGAGGACAGUUCAACUUUUUUUUCCGGCGACGAGCAAACAUUGAAACUGCUGGAAUAUGGGACAGUGCUCUACCAUCGGGAGAUAUGACAGUGCACAACUCCCCCUCCCCCUCAUUUGUCAUGCAGAAUACCUAAUUUACGCCUCUCCUGCUCUUGGUACUUGUUGCAUGACAAGUUCUGGCAGCCCAAAUAGCACUACACUCCUGUCCGAAUUUGUCGUGCAGAACCUGUAUUCUUGCCGACGCUGGUAUUGCUGUUUAUGCAAUACAAAUGAGGGGGAGGAGGAGUUGCGCACUCUCACAGGAGAACGAACUGACCAUCAACUACAAUCUGAUCAACAUUUUCUCAUCGAAAGUAAAAACGCUCGCUGGGCUGGACGCAGUGAAAGAACAGGCUGCUGCAACGGCCGCCGCUGGAAGUACUAGUAGUACUCCAACUACAAGCCCUGCUUACCAUCCCUUCAGGAAUCUGUCCCUGUGGUCAAAGAUUUGGGUGCAUGGAUUGCAAUUGGAAAAGAUCAAACAGAACGGAAUUUUCGAGGAAAUGCUGGCUCUCCGCUGUCCUCUGAAUUACUAUCAAAUGUAAAAAUGUCUGGGUCUGGAAGAUUCAUGCUGUUUUUGCAUGACACACAAGGUCUGGCAUGGAAGCUCUAGCAUCACAGGUUUCGAGAAGCUUCCCCAAUGCCGAAUCCGCAUGACAAAUCCCCCACUUUGGUGACAGAAAGUGGGCAGCUUUUGCUACCUAUGCAUGAGAGAUUUUUCUGUGUUCUGAAAUGCGCAUCACAAGUUGCAUUCUUCCAGACCCAGACACUUUUGCAAUCCAUAAUUACCUGGGCAAGGCGAUUGUGAUCCGCAGAUUCGGGUAUGCAAGUGUCAGAAUCGAAAUUGACAAAAUCGAAAAAUUUGUGAUGCGCAAAAUCGAUACCAGUUGAAGCCUCAGUUUUCAAGUGGCGCAUGACAAAUUUCGGGAGCACCAAGAUCCAGUUUGUCAUGCUGUUUAGACAAAGAAGACUGCUCCUGUCAUGCUACUCUGGGAGCGCAUCGCCCUCCUCUAAACAGGCUUGCAAUCGGUCUCAUUUGCCUGCUCCCCAACACAGGCCAUGCGUGCCCUACAUUUUAUGCAUUACAAGUUUUUCGAUUUUGUCGAUUUCGAUUCUGACACUCCCAUAUUGGGGCGGAUAGAAGUACUAAUAGUGCGGAUAUGAGUUCUAGCGGAGCAGGUGGUGGAGCAGGAGCUGCUGCUGCAUCUUCCUCCGACGAGACGGCUCUUCCGAAGAACGAUCGCAAUUCUGCAGCUGCUUCCGGGCCGUCGUCGUCAUCCUCCCAGCGGCCGGGGACGAACGGUACAGCAAAAAUUGCUAAUGCUCCAAGGUUAUGGAUUGUAAAAAUGUCUGGGUCUGGAAACUUGUGAUGCUGGGCGGCGUAUCAUGAGGAGGCCGCAAGUGCUGGCUCAGCAUGACAAGUUUCUGAGCUUCUAGGUGUUCUUGCCUAUAAUUCUGAAUGACAAACUGCGUUUCUGCAUGACAGAAAAAUGGCGCUCUUGGGUGACGUGCAUGACAGUCAUGCCAGACAAGCAUGACAAACAUGCACUCUUCCAGACCCAGACACUUUUACAUUUGAUAAAGGUCCAUCACCGCCCUGCUUGACAAGCAUUUCAUCCGCGCGGCCGUGCCGAAGACGAAUGUUCGGGGACAGCGCAGACGUGACGGAAUACAAACCGGUGGAGGUGCCUCCGAAAGAGGACCGGGGGGCCGCGGAGGCGGCGGCGCGUUUGGUGCAGGACCUGUCGGCGAGGGCAUUUUCGAGCGCACUGCAAACCGCGUUGGUGAGCAGCAGCUGAGCUCCGUGUGUGUGGACAGUAAAUGGACCGUAUUCAGGUAGAAACACCCAUCCCCAUUCAUUUUUUGCAUGACAAACACUGCAAAUUAUGCAUGUUUUGCAUGACAAAUACAAAUUGGAUGGGGAUGGGUGUUUUUUCCUGGAUAGACCGACCCCCGGUACUACUGCAAGGCGGGGGAAUACACCUGCGAUUUACCGAACAAAAAGUCGAACUCUGCGAAGUUGGUGAUUAACAUCCAAAACUCCGACACGCACAACAAACCGGUGCUACUGAUCGGCCCAGCGAAGAUCGUUAUUUCGGAGCAACUGUUCAACGAGAACGACAGGGAUGCGCGAAAAGUUUUUCCCGAGGUAGCGGCGAGCCCCAUGCAGGGCGGGAUCUCCAUCGCAAUUGACGCGGGUGGCGGGAGUGGUGGGAAUACGAAUACAGCAGGAGGAGGCGGAACAAGCGCAUCUAGUACUUCUUCUUCUUCUUCAUCUUCGGGGACUGCCACUACUACAAAAACCUACUUCAUCGACCAGUGGCGGUUGCAGUGGCUCGAAAAUAUGUACCUGUACACCGAUCAUGUGUCCUAUGCAAUACAAAAUUUCCGCACAUACACAAAAUGCAUGACGAAUUUCGCUAACUUAGAGUUUCCAACUUGUCAUGCUGACCAAGGUUGAAGGCAAGUUUUGUCAUGCAGAAACAACUACAUUUGUACGUGUGCGGGUUGGAACUUUCCUGUGGAUACGUCCGAGCUGAUCUGCGCCCGGCCGAAUUUGAUCCGGUUGAACCCGAUUCCCUUCGCGGCGUUUUUGACCAGAAUUUUGGACUUUUCGGAUCAAGAGGUGGAAAAUCUCUUUGGGCGGCCGAUGACCGGGCUGAGUUCAACAUCAUCGUCUUCAGAUGAUAUUCAUGUUGAAACUGGCGUGGAUCCCUACCCCAACCGGAUUGACUGCUACGGAACUUUUACCGCUACCCGGUCCGGCGUAGACAUCUUUAUGGCGGAGCUUUCCGUGUUGGCGAUAAUCUUCCUCGUUUGCUUUUUCAUCUUCCUGGUCUACAGCUUGGUGGUGUUGCUUUGCUGCUCACAGAUCACGCGGCUAAAGGAGAAAAUCUCGUCGAGUCGGAGAACCGAUUUACCGCGGUAUUUGAACUGGAUGAGCAUGCAGACCUACGCGAGGGACGAACAGGGGAUAUGCAUUGCAAAUAUCCUUGGAUGUCUGGAAGGAUGCAACUUGUGAUGCUGCAUCUAGAUUCUACAAAAAUCUGUAUUGCAUGAACAGCUGCAAAAGAGGUCCAGUUUUUGCCACGGCAUCAAGAGGGCAUCUAUCAUGCGGUCUAGGCAUCAGGAAGGCCUCACAAAAUCUGUGAUGCUAGGGCAUGAAUCACAGACAUCAGGAGUCAUGCAAAAUGUGGUGCAUGACGAACUUCGCAUCCUUCCAAACCCAGACAUAUUUGCAUCUGAUAGGGGAACGUCAUUUACGAGUAUGGGAGCAGUUCUGACGAGGAGGAUCUCCAGGACGGUGUGAAGAAGGGAAAAAGCCUGAAGGCAAAUUCCACCGCCGCCCUGAUGAAGAGGAAGCUGAGAGAAGCAGCGCAAAUCACGAAAAUCUUCAGCAGCUCUAGGUCAGCCUUCAGCCUACAUAUUGGUGCGGAAAGAGCAGGGGAGAGCAGUACCAGGGAUCAUGCGGGUCCGGAUAGAAAUGGCGACUACAACAGGGGCCACAAAGAUCAUAACGAGGUCCUCUCCGACGAACUUGCCGAGGACUCGUCUUCCUCUUCUGGGGUGAAAAACAACAAAAAUACUAAACGCCUUGUCGCGACGGAGAUGACAAGACUGUCGAUCAAUUCCGACAAGUCACGUGGUAUGGCGUUCUCAAACGUUACAUUCUGAACUGUUACAUGAAUUUGUGAUGCAAGAACCGCAACAGUGAAAGGGGCAAGCUUGCAACUCUCGCAUCAUAAAUCCGGCACAGAUUUAGGCGCUGUUUAGCCCUUCGGGGAUUUGUCAUGCGAGGUGGCUUGAUUGUCUGGUGGUUCAUGGUAGAUUUGCAUGACAAAUCAUGUAACAGUUGAGAAUGUAACGUUUGAGAAUCCCAUACGUGGCGGGAUUUUGACGUCCUCGAGUGGGGAGUCUGAUCGAGACGUUGGUAGUUCUCCUGCGGAUAUCAACCGCAAAAGUGUCUGGGUCUGGAACAAAAUUGCUAGGCUUGUCAUGCAUCUUCUGGAUCACGCAACUGGUCUCUACAACUGCACGCAAAAGCAUUACAGGUUUUGCGCAGGCCUCCUGAUGUCUGUCCCGCAUGAGAAAUUCCUCAUUUGCGUAGCAAGAACUGGGAAGCUUUUGGUGCUUAUGCAACACAAAUUUUUGCCUGUUCCAGAAAUCGCAUGACAAGUUCCAAUUCUUCCAGACCCAGACACUUUUGCAAUCCAUAGCGGAGAAGAGGAAAAAGAUUCUCGAGAAUAAGGAAAAGGUAAAAAGAAAUUUGCGGCAACGGGAUAAGUUGAUGCUAUGAGAAUGAGAUUCAACAACUCACCGCGAUUAUGUACCGAAACUUUGAGUAUUUGAUGAGUUUUCCAUGCGUUAUUUUAUUCCAUUGCAUGAAAUAAAAGUAUGGAUGCUUGUACUUCCGCUUGUUGUAGUUCUGUGUCUUGCAUAACAACUACAUAGUGUGCGCCGGUGAGCUGAAUCUCUCCUCGCAUAAGGGAGGAAUCGCAAGGAGACCAAUCAGUCGCUGGGGAUUGAAGACGAAGAGGAGGAAAAGUGAGGAGCAACACUACAACCGGGAUGAAACAGGCUCCAGCGAAGUACGACAUUAUUUCCAAGAAAACUACGAGAGCUACGAACUACACAACGUCGCUCCUUUCUGAUGAAAAAACCAUCUGGAUGUGCAUGUG